Seriola aureovittata is the source of this 4946-nucleotide messenger RNA. It is a transcript of the gene whrnb, whose product is annotated as whirlin b. Gene Ontology annotation, cellular component: photoreceptor inner segment; stereocilia ankle link complex; stereocilium tip. The coding region runs from base 509 to 3451 and encodes 980 amino acids. NCBI's taxonomy places the organism in Eukaryota, Metazoa, Chordata, Actinopteri, Carangiformes, Carangidae. The record is from RefSeq and is a predicted model, not a curated record. Gene Ontology annotation, biological process: auditory receptor cell stereocilium organization; sensory perception of sound. The transcript is spliced from 12 exons. Gene Ontology annotation, molecular function: protein binding.
ACACACACACCUGCGUCAUUUCCUAUACACAGAGGGUCUGAGCGCUUUUAAUUCAGCUCACCCAGCGGGUUGCGCACAUCGUUCGUUCCGCCGUAGAAACGCAACAGACUCCGGAGUUUGUGGCCAGAGUGAACGUGGUGGACAGCAGCGGUUAUUAUCCGGCACAGUUGUUUGCUUUACAGUAAUAAAGAAAGCUUCCCACGGACUUCAACCCGCCGGGUUUCUGACAUUACACGGGACGUUUGAAUCGCUGCGGCUCGACCUGGUGAAGGAGUGAAAAAUACAACCGGACAGCGAAAAAAUGCGCGCAUCCACUGGGACAUAGUUUGUUACCGGCGGACACACCGUGCGCGCGGCGCAACGCGCGUUUAUCUCCGGUUACCUGUUGAAGUUGCCUGAUGCGCGUUGAGUUGUUUCACGUUUUGUGUGGGAGAAUCGACUUGAGCAGCGCUUUGCCAGGUGCCCAGUCCGUCCUGUGUGAUGCACCGUUUCCCCGUUAUGUUGUAGGAUGAACGCUGAUCUGGAGCGAGUGUCGCUCAACACAUCGCUGAACUCGGCCGGCUCCGGCGGCCGUGCGCUCUCGGCAAACGUCCGGAGGCUCCACAACACUCUCAACCUGCUGCUCAGCGACCUGGAGAGAGAGCACUUCAUCCACUGCCUGAAUGUUUACCACGCAAAGCGCAACGUCUUCGACUUGGUCCAAACUCUCAACGUGAUUCUCAACACGGCCGAGAAACGACAGCUGUUGCCCAUGUUGCGCCUGGUCAUCCCGAGGUCCGACCAGCUGCUGUUCGACCAGUACACGUCCGAGGGGCUCUACCUAAAGACGGACCUGCUUCCCAGCAACGGCAGCGCGGAGGGCUUUGGACAAGAGGGUGACUCAGCUCUGCAAAAUUAUGUCAGUUCCAUCCACGAACAGCCUCUUCCUUCGGGCUGUCCGGAUGGGUUCAGCGCCGCGGCAGAGCUGUGCGCUUCCAUGGCCCCGCAGUUUCUUGAGGGCUUAUUUGGAGAGGUCCGCAAAGUCACCCUGACGCGCUCCAGGAGCCAUGAGGGUCUUGGCUUCAGCAUCCGCGGUGGGUCGGAGCACGGCGUGGGGAUCUACGUGUCCCUCGUGGAACCGGGAUCAUCGGCAGAGAGAGAGGGACUGAGGGUCGGGGACCAGAUAGUGACCGUGAACGACAUGAUGUUCAACAAUGUCACGCACAUAGACGCGGUGAAGGUGCUGAAGGGAUGCAAGAAACUGGCGAUGUCAGUGUGUUCUAUGGGUCGCAUCCCUGGAGGCUACAUUACCAACCACGUGUACAGCUGGGUGGACCCUCAGGGCCGGAGUGUAUCUCCACCGCCCGACAGCCAGGAGGGAAACCAGAGGCUAGGGCCCGGCAUGGAGGAGAGGACGGUAAACCUGAAUAUGGAUGAUGGCCGCUCUCUGGGCCUAAUGAUCAGGGGUGGUGCUGAGUAUGGGCUGGGGAUCUACAUCACUGGAGUGGACCCUGGAUCUGCUGCAGACGCUGGUGCACUGAAGGUAGGUGACCAGAUCCUGGAAGUGAACGGUCAGAGCUUUGUCAUCAUCUGCCACGAUGAGGCGGUUCACAUCCUCAAAUCGGGACGCCACCUGCUGAUGAAGGUGAGGGAUGUCGGUCGUCUGCCUCAUGCACGCACGGUGGUGGAUGAGACCAAAUGGAUCUGCAGUCAAGGCAUCGCUGAGACCAACGCUACAGCUAACCCAAGCUCUGUCACCAUCCCCACUGCCAGUGCUGGUGUUCACACUAGUGUCAGUGCCAGUACCUGCAGCACCAGACCAUCAUCAGCCAGAGCUACACUUGAAUUAGGAAAGCCCACAGUGCACAGAGGUGUGGGCCCGCCAGGUGUGCAGCUGUCUCUGGAGCAGCAGGCCUACAUGCUGCUGACGGAGCCAGAGAGGAAGACCAUGUGCUACUACUUGCAGGAGUACCAGGACAGACACAUAGGAGUGGAGUCAUUGACCAUGGCUCUGUUUGAGCUCUUCAACACACAUGCAAAGCUGUCCAUGUUGUCAGAGGUGAGGAGCCUGGUGGCUCCCCAGGAUCUGGAGCUGUACGACAGGCUGGUGUUGCACCGUGAGAUGGAAGCCCACCAGCCCUGGCAAGGAGGCCUGGGAGUGCCGCACCUACAGGGCCACUGCAACCACACAGCCCCUGUGAUCCACGAUGCAGGACAGACUGUCCCUGUGACGACUGAUGACUCUGUUGGUGACUGGACACAAAAAGAGCAGGAGGAAAACACUAAAAGCUUACAGAACAUCACACUGGAUGAAAUACAGGCCUCUGGUGAGUUUCUGUGGAGGAGUGCUCCAUUCCAGGCCCAGAGCAGGCUGUCCAGGGAGAAGGAGCUGGGCAGGAAGUCUCCAGCCCGGCUGGUGCAGCCCGGCUCCAGCCUACUCUUCGCUGGCCCCACCCAGCUGCUCCAGGACUGCCUCCAAAAGUCGCUAAAAUCCCUACCCACCAGCCACCAGCCCUCCCCUGCCUCCGCCACCCACCACACUUCUCUCAAUGCACUCCAUCACACUUUCUUCCAGCCCUGCGAUGCUGAACACCUCAACCACCCCCACUUUGCUCAUCACUUCCACCACCAUCCCGGCAACCACAUUAGAUCUAGUUCGGGACAUCACACCUGCCCGGGCUUCCUGCACCACCGGGACUCCUCCAGCUCUGCAAAACCACAGGGAUCCGUCAAGCUCUCCUCCAGAUCCAGCUCCUACGAGAAAUCCUUCAUCUUGUCAAAGUCUGCGUCCUCUUCCAAAGCAGCAUCUCCCAUGGUAUCCCCUCAUCCAUCACCCCAUCCCUCGCCAUGUCCCUCCCCCUGCCCCUCUCUCAUCACACCUGCUGCUCCACCCUGUAGUCCUGACCGCCUCUGCUCACCUGCCCUCACUCAAAAAGUUAUGCUAACGGACAUGAACUGGCUGUCUGCAGACUCCAGACCACAACAAAGAGGGGCCACACUGUCCCAGCUGUCCGACAGUGGCCAGACCCUGAGUGAGGACAGCGGGGUGGAUAUAGCCGAGGCAGGAGGCCUCAGUAAGGACGGCAGCCCUCGACCCAGCAAGAACCAGAGGCGCCAUCUUGAACAGCCAGGGGCCCACGCACUUACUUCAGGGGCCACCAGACAAACUGGCUCACCGUUGACGGAGCCCACUGCUACCCUGGUACGGGUGGUGAAAAAUGCCAACACCCUUGGCAUCGCUAUUGAGGGCGGAGCCAAUACACGCCAACCUAUGCCACGCAUAGUCACCAUUCAGAAAGGAGGCUCAGCUCAUAACUGCGAGCAGCUGAAGGUGGGUCUGGUCAUCCUGGAGGUCAACGGCAUCUCCCUGAGAGGUCGGGAGCAUAAGGAAGCCGCCCGGAUCAUCGCAGAGGCCUUCAAGUCCAAAGAGAAGGAUUACAUUGACUUUCUGGUGGUUGAGCCGGGACUCUGAUAUGAUAUCAUUUUGGACUUUAUGCAGCUAAGAAGACACUGUUUUACUGCUUUGAGGGAACCAUAUGAACUCAAUCAUAAUAUGUAUAUAUAUAUAUAUAUAUAUAUAUAUAUAUAUACACAUACAUAUCAUGGCCCUCAUUUUAAUCUAAUGUUACAUUCUUUGCACUCUCAGUCUUUAGUUGUCCUUUGUAUGAAACAUAAAAAUGUUUCAUACAAUAUAUGGAGGCAGGUAGGAGGAUCAUCUGAGUCACACAGUCAUCACAGUAAAUCAAAUCAAAUCAAAUCAAAUCAAAAAAAUCUAAUCAAAUCAGAUCAGAUCAUUGUAGUUUUCAUUUGAUCAGCAAAAAUAACACUGUGGUCGAAUUGAAUGCAAAGUGAGACGGAGCCAAACACGAUCAUCUAGGUUGAAAACAAGUUUAGCCACAUUACAACUUGCCAAAUCCGUAAAUGAACAACAUACAACAUAUCCUCAUUACCCUUAAUGACAAACAUAAUUUGGUCACAGCUACAUUUACUACAAAACAAAUUUCUUGCUGUAAAUUAGUUUUAUAUAAACAUCAUCUCUAGGAGACCGAGACUGAAGACCCUGGAUAAAAGUGGACCUAUUGUAUUUCAUAAUGUUAGUUUCCCAUAAACACAUCAUACUCAAUAUGUACAUGUACAUUCUUUAACAUUUGAUCAGUAUUUUAGCAGUAUUUUUCAUAUGCCCUUCAGUCCCUCUGAUACAAGUGAUAGUUUGUUGGUAUACAGUAGAUUGCUAUGACUACAACGUUUUAUAAUUUGUUACAACCCAGCUCACAAUAGGGGAAGCCCAACGCAACCUGCUGGAAUUGGUUAGGUAAAAUAUAAUAAGUAGUAAGGAGGGUUUCAGCCGCUCCAAUCAGCAACACGAUGGGCGGACACACCCCCUCCAGUAACAGCGGCCAGUCACGAAGCAGACCCACGCAGCCCACUUUGCAUACGGGUCAACAGGAAACAGGGUUAAGCACACGGGGCCUGUAGCAUAAUAUUAAACAGUUUAACAGUAGAAGGGCAUUUUAAUAUUCUCUGUAAGAGGAUGUUAUUCUCUUAGUAGAAUGUUGUUGUCUCAUAGAAAUGACUUUUAUAUUCAAAAACACUGCAACAGCAACAUUCAGUAGAAUAAGUAAUCAUGACUGACUUAAUGAGGAUAUGUUGUUGAUUUACGUUGAAGUAAAAUGUUAACUGUUUCCAGCAUUAUGAAACUGUUUAUCAUUCUGUUACGACUCUCGCAGCACUGGGGGAAGGUUAGCGAAACAGAUCUUGGUCUAAUACAGAAAAAGUUCACAAUGAUUUCACAAACAACAUGUGUAUUUACAUUUAACCAAAACCACCAUCUGUCCCCUAACAAAGUGCUUCUGUAGUACAGAGGCCUAUGGAAGUGAACACAUCCCCACCACCUCUAUGACUCCACUGCUCUUAAUAAAUGUAGCGCUUCAUUCAUUCAUUAUUCAAUUAAAAAUAUAUCUUUUCUA